AGAAGAUACACCAGAAACAGAAGAAAAAGUUCUCAAAAUUGCGAAAGAGAGAUAUAGAGGCUGGCGAUCAACUCUAAGCUCCACUUACAAGGCAUACAAAACAGAUGCAGCUAGAUUGGCUAAUCUGCCAGAAGAUUUACAACCAGAAGAGUGGGAAUGGAUGAUUGAGUACUUUGGCACUUAUUCAAAAUUUCAGGAACGCAGCCAAAUGAACGCCGAUAACCGUAAGAAACAGAAGACAAAACACAUAAUGGGAUCAAAAUCUUACUCGAAAGUUAGUUUUGAGAAGAGAAACUUGGAAACUGGAGAAGAGCCAGAUUGUAUUGCUCUAUGGGAACUCACCCACACAAACGAUGGAACAUGGUCUAACACAGAUUCCCAGAAAGUUUACGACAAAGCACUUGAAGAGGUUAAAAACAAACAAGCUGAAACUGAAGGUCCACUUUCAAGUGAGCAGAAAAACAAUAUUUUCCAGACCGCUUGCAAAGACACUCUGGAAUGCAAGUCAUCGCAGCCUCGUGGGUACGGAUACAUGGCCAAAACUUCAACUAGUUCUGAAAAGUUCCGUAUCCAGAUUGAAGAGCAAGCUCGUGCUACAGCAGCCACCCAGGAGCGAAACUCUCAGCUCAGCCAGCAGGUCAAUGACUUAGAAGAUCAACUACAAGCUGAACGUGCUAACACACAAGAGAGGAUUAACUUGGAGCGUGCUGAGAGAGAACAACUUGAGGAGAGGUUAAAAGAAGAGCGUGCUGAAAGGGAAAGAUUGUUGCAAGAGGAGCGAACAUCAAGGCUGGAAUUGGAAAAAACAUGAUGGCAAAGUUUGUAGAAUUGAGCAAACAGAUGGGAACCCAACAGGUGCCUACGAAGAGGGUUGACAAAGAAAAUAGUAAUCCAAACUUGCAAAAUAUUGUUUCACAGACAUCUAGUCCUAAUAAGACUCCAGGUUCAAGGCCGACUGCUAUUUCUUCAAAUGCGCUCAUACAAGCUGCAACAAGGCAAUCUCGAAUGUUUAAAGCAAUGGAUCCAAAGAACUAGCUGGACUGGACUCUAGAUCACGGGCAGUUUAGUCUUCGAAGUUAAUUAGGAUGGCUAAAUUACAUUUCAGUUUUAUUUGAUGGAUAUUUUCUAUCAGAAUUAUGAAUUGUAUGAAUCUACAUAUUAUACGUAUGGUUUUGAAUAUUGUAAUUGAAAGCUUGUAUUUUUUUACGGUUGCAAUAGACUAUUACCACAACCCA
Triticum urartu is the source of this 1235-nucleotide messenger RNA. The record is from RefSeq and is a predicted model, not a curated record. NCBI's taxonomy places the organism in Eukaryota, Viridiplantae, Streptophyta, Magnoliopsida, Poales, Poaceae.